Messenger RNA from Hordeum vulgare subsp. vulgare (domesticated barley), 1209 nucleotides. RefSeq names its product wall-associated receptor kinase 2-like. Bases 37 to 1209 code for a protein of 390 amino acids. NCBI's taxonomy places the organism in Eukaryota, Viridiplantae, Streptophyta, Magnoliopsida, Poales, Poaceae. The record is from RefSeq and is a predicted model, not a curated record. Gene Ontology annotation, molecular function: polysaccharide binding; calcium ion binding. The transcript has 3 exons.
GAACGUAGCCAGCCUUGAUCGAUCAACCCACAACCAAUGGCGCCGUGCAUAACCGUCUCGCCUGUUAUGAUGGCGGCGGCACUGAUGCUGCUGACGUCGUGGUCGCUCUUGGCCGGAGCGGUGGUUAAUCCAGAACAGGCGAUGGGGAUGCCCGGCUGUGACAUCACCUGUGGUGACAUGAAGGUGCCGUACCCGUUUGGCAUGGGCGCCCCUAGCUGCUACUGGCCAGGGUUCAACCUCACCUGCGACCGCACCGGCAAGACUCCGCGGCUGCUGCUCGGGGAUGGAAACCUCCAAGUCCAAGAUCUUGACUUCGUGCAAUCCUUGCUGUCCGUCACACACACAGGCGAGAUAAAAACUGACGCUGGCGGCAGUGGCAGGUUAGGCGGUGGCCUGAGGGACGACGGGCCCUACAUGCUGGCAGCUGACAGCGAGCUCGUUCUGACAGGCUGCAACGUGCGGGCGACACUCAAGGACGGCGGUGGUGCUACCAUCAGCAGCUGCUCGUCGGUCUGCGAAGCCGGCCACGAACCAGUCACGUACGUGCCUUCGAGGCUCCAAGGCCAGAUGCUGUGCACUACCAUUGGAUGCUGCCAGGCGGACAUCGUAACGAAGAAGGUGGCGGCCGGACGGAAGCUUUCCUACGGCGUCCAGCUCGACUACUUUGGCGGGAAUCGCACUGCUGACCUGGAGCGGCUGCCUGCGCGUGUGUUCGUCGCGACGAAGGGGUGGUUCAAGCAGCGCAGUGUCUCCGACGAGCUUUUGCAGACGAGCCGGCCACCGUCACAAAACGCGGUGGUGGUUCCAGUCUGGUUCACGUGGGAGGUCGUCGGCCAUGGUGUGGAGCCUGACAGCAACGCGACCUCGGAAGUGUGCCCCGAGAAUGCAGCCAGGAGCGUGUGCAGGAGCAACCACAGCGUCUGCUCCAAGGAUGCAGGAGCAAGAGGAUAUACGUGCUACUGCAAGGGUGGUUACCAGGGGAAUGCCUACGUCGCCGGCGGCUGCACAGACAUCGACGAAUGCAAGGACCAAGAAGAGAACAGGUGCUACGGCGUUUGUAUUAAUACUGUGGGAGGGUACGAGUGCCUGUGCCCCGGUGGAACCCAUGGUGACCCUUCCGUGCCUGGGAGCUGCUUUGCUUCCAAUGCAGUUAUUUUCUUUCGCAACUCUCAACCAGCUGCAGAAGACAACCUAGAUUCACAAAAAUAA